This is a messenger RNA of Arabidopsis thaliana (thale cress), 2493 nucleotides long. RefSeq names its product nucleic acid/nucleotide binding protein. NCBI's taxonomy places the organism in Eukaryota, Viridiplantae, Streptophyta, Magnoliopsida, Brassicales, Brassicaceae. Gene Ontology annotation, molecular function: nucleic acid binding; RNA binding. The transcript is spliced from 5 exons. Gene Ontology annotation, cellular component: nuclear speck. The coding region runs from base 1216 to 1986 and encodes 256 amino acids. The record is from RefSeq and is marked reviewed.
CCCCUAAUCAUCACAUAAUCAUUGUUCUUCACUAAAUUCAUCAUCACACAUACACAUAUACAUAUACUAUUCAUCUCAUAAAGUGGAUUCUAUGGAUAAUAGAUCGCCAAGAUCAAGAGGAAACAUGGGUCCGAAACCAACACCACUGAAAGUCCGUGGAGAUUCGCACAAGAUUAUCAAGAAGCCACCACUAGCGCCGCCACACCCGCAACCACAACCACCACAAACCCAUCAGCAAGAACCGUCGCAAUCUCGGCCCCCACCUGGUCCCGUGAACAUAUACACAGUAACUCCCAGAAUUAUCCAUACACACCCUAAUAACUUCAUGACAUUGGUCCAACGUCUCACAGGUCAAACCUCUACCUCCACAACAUCAUCCUCCUCCUCUUCAUCCACGUCGGAACCAAAAGACACGUCAACAAUGGUUGAUACAUCUCAUGGGUUGAUAUCUCCGGCGGCUCGGUUUGCUGUUACAGAGAAGGCUAAUAUCUCAAACGAACUAGGGACAUUUGUUGGAGGCGAAGGGACUAUGGAUCAAUAUUAUCAUCAUCAUCAUCAAGAACAACCACAUCAAAAUCGAGGGUUCGAGCGGCCAAGUUUUCACCAUGCUGGGAUUUUAUCGCCGGGACCUUAUUCUCUGCCGUCGGUAUCACCGGACUUCUUUUCCACUAUUGGACCAACCGAUCCACAAGGUUUUUCGUCGUUCUUUAAUGACUUUAACUCUAUCCUUCAGAGUAGUCCAUCGAAGAUUCAGUCUCCUUCUUCUAUGGACCUUUUCAACAAUUUCUUUGAUUCUUGAUUCAGUUAUUAUAUCUAGGUGAACCAAUUUACGAGUGUUAGGAAAAAAGAGAGGAUAUGUUUUACGUUUUUUCAUCAUUUUUUUGGAGACACUCCGAUGCAGUUAGAGGGUUUCUACUUAUGCAUUUCGUGAUGAUUGCGUCAUUUGUUUACAUCAAUUUGGCAAUUUGAUGAUAUGUGUAUUCUUGUUUGGUGGGCUUCCCACAUAUACUUUAAAGUUUAUGUUCAAUGAAUCUUGUCCCUCCUUAACUGCUAUGUGCUCAUCACAUGAAUCUAAAGUUGUGUGUGUGAGUUUGAAUUGUCUUAUUUGUCCCUCCUUCAUUUCGUCUCUUACUAAAUAUGAUGCUACGUUAAAGAGGUUUGAGUGUUUGACCAUCAAUGCUGGAACAGAUUAUCACUGAUUUAUAGUUGCAGAUUAUGUAUCUUGUGUACUUCUUUUUCGUGUGUCAUGAGGUCCACUGGUUUAUAUAUUGCCAUACCUAUCAAUGUGUGAUUUUGAAUUGUCUUAUUUUUCUCUUUGUAGAAGGUACACCAUAUUUGAUUCCUUCAGGUGAUAUGCACAGUUAUUUAUCACAGGAUGAGGAUCGAGGUAUCCCCCAUUCAGUAAAGGAUACUAGAAGUAUUGGAUCAGCUUAUGACCGCUACCUGCAGAGUAUGCAAACGUUUUUUGUGCCAUCUGAAGAAGCUGGUCCAUUUAAUGGUGUUGGCAUGGUACGACAAGGAGGUUCCAACAUGAUGCCUGGUCCGUCCAUGGGUGAGCUCAUGGCUGGGUGUGGUGGGAGUUUGCCUUCAGAUUUCAGGCCAAAUGGUCGGGAUAUGGGUUUUGGUCAGCUGGAUUCAGUUGGUAGGCCAGGCCGGGAACCACAUCCUCUACCUCCAGAUGUAUCCAACACUCUGUAUGUUGAAGGACUUCCUUCUAAUUGCUCAAGAAGGGAAGUAUCCCAUAUAUUUCGGCCUUUUGUGGGAUAUAGAGAAGUAAGACUUGUGACCCAAGAUUCAAAACACAGGAGUGGAGAUCCUACUGUUCUGUGUUUUGUUGAUUUUGAAAACUCUGCCUGUGCAGCAACUGCUCUGAGCGCUUUGCAAGACUAUCGAAUGGAUGAAGACGAACCCGAUUCCAAGAUUUUGCGGCUCCAAUUUUUCAGAAACCCAGGUCCAAGACCAGGACAGCGUGGAGGAAGAAGGUGAUCAGUAGGUGACAUUUGAGGCCCAUCGACCAAAUGGUGACUUAUUGUUUCGUGCUUCCAUGUUCCCUCCUGCAACUAGAUUCUACAUGAACCCAAAUACACUUGAUCAUAUGCUCAAAUCCUUAGGAGUAGUUUCACUCAAAGAAACAGAGAUGUAUGGAGAGACACCACGGAGAUGAAGUGAUUCGAACCUAAAGUCUUUCUCUUUCACUUAAUUUUUCUUUCCAUCUCGUGGAUAGAUUUAGUGCAUCAUCUUAUUACUGUUAUCUAUCAAAGACAGAAAUUUUUGUCACAAUCUUUUAUUUUCUAUGUGGGAAUUAUACGGAAAUGGGACUUCAAUAGUGUACUCAGGGAUCAGUACGUAGUUGUAUUUGUUCAUUUAUAUUUUUGGGACAGAAUCCAAAACAGUGGCUCAUAUAAUCCCUAGUGUGAGGAUUUGCCUAUCGUAAGUGUAUAUUGUUAGCAAUUAAAAACCAUGAGUGCUUUUACUUUCAAAGAAAAGUUACAA